Neohortaea acidophila is the source of this 3284-nucleotide messenger RNA. RefSeq lists its product as uncharacterized. Gene Ontology annotation, biological process: signal transduction. The transcript has 2 exons. Gene Ontology annotation, molecular function: 3',5'-cyclic-nucleotide phosphodiesterase activity. The coding region runs from base 227 to 2914 and encodes 895 amino acids. The record is from RefSeq and is a predicted model, not a curated record. Lineage: Eukaryota; Fungi; Ascomycota; Dothideomycetes; Mycosphaerellales; Teratosphaeriaceae.
GUGAGCAGCGUGACUAGCCCUGCAGCUGCACAAGGCCUCGAGUGCUGCCGAUGUGGGACUGAAUCGUGACACCACCACCUUCCCAACACCCUUCUCACGCGCAUGCGACCAAUCGAUUUUCUCCUCCCCGUCCCCGCCGCUGCAGAACCCCUCCCAUCCGCCACCAUCCCCACCCUCUCAUCAUCCUCCUCUGCCGCCAACGACCACCCGCCGACCUUUCCAGCUCAUGGAAGAGAACAUUAUUGAGAACUGCAGUAUCAUCUACUUCUGCUCCAGCGCGCAGGAUGACAUCCAUCAUGUCUACCACCAGAACGAUGCCCCCACCGCGCCCGCCGACAACGAUCUCAUCCGGCGCAAUGUUCGCGCGCUGCUAGACGAGGACCAAGGCGAUUUCGAUGAAGUCUUUGUGUGUUCGCGAGCCGAACAAUGCACGGAAAGACUCGAAAGCAGGGCAAACUCCGUCCCCCACAUCGUCCUGAUUGAGCUACGCAACUCCGCGACCGAAGCCAAAGAUACCAACAAUGCGUCCUUCCACUUCCUCCGAACCCUCUGCACCGACAUUCGCGGCGCUCACUAUCAGAGAUAUGUCAUGCCUUUCGCCCUCGUCAUCCCCGAUGCGCAGCCGGGCGCCCCCUCCGAUCUCGACCAAGAACUGCCCACCGAGUGCCUUCGAGCCGGCGCGGUGGAUAUGCUACGAAGUCCGCUUCCACACGACGACAUCAACCGCAUGAUUGGCCACUUUAAAGAGCUGAAUCGGCCGCCGGCGCAUCUGAUUGGAGCCCCGAUGGCCCAGAAUUUGGUCGACAGUAUAAACGACGUGUCCAAGCCGCCGCGCAUGGAUAUCUACCGCCCUGACGAGAUGCUGUCGGCGGAGCAGAAGGCUGCUGUUGAGAAUACGGUCCAUCGAUGGCACUUUCCGGCACAGCAAUUCAACAUGGACGAGCUGACCUACGCCGCGCUGUACAUGCUUGAGCACGUGCUCAGCUCACCGGAGUUGCAAGAAUAUCGCAUGGAAAGGCGGCAGCUGAUUGCAUUCUUGCUGGCGACUCGGCGACAAUAUAAGCAUGAGCGCGAGGUCCAUUACCAUAACUGGCGGCAUGCUGUGGAUGUGUCGCAGUCGGUGUUCUCUUUCUUGCUUGAUCUGCAAGUAUGCCCGCCUCUGGGUACCGAACCCGAGACCGGGACAACCCCUCUCGAACGACUUCUCACCCCCCUCGACGGCCUAAUCUUACUGGUGUCGGCCAUCGGUCACGAUGUGGGCCAUCCUGGCGUCAACAACGCAUUUCUUGUCGCCUGCAACCAUCCGCUCGCCCAGACAUACAACGACAAGUCUGUACUUGAAAACUACCAUUGCGCAGCAUAUCAGCAACUUCUCCGGCGACACUGGCCUUCGCUCAAUCAAAUCACUGCCUUUCGCGCUACCAUGAUCUCUACAAUCCUGGCCACCGACAUGCAGCGGCAUUUCGAAUAUAUGUCGCAUCUGAGCCAGCUGCAAGAAAAGCUGGAGAGCGGGCAGUUUAGCGUGGAGGACAUGAGCGACAAAGAUCGGGAAAGCGAGCGCGAAAUGAUGAUGGCACUUCUCAUCAAAGCCGCGGACAUCUCAAAUGUCGCUCGACCGUACGAAAUCGCGGCGCGAUGGGCCCGCACGCUCAUGCACGAAUUUGCACGACAAGGCGAGCUGGAGUCGGAAUUACAGAUACCCACCUGCUUGUUCGGUGGCCCUCCCAACACCGAAGAUAUGCUGGCCGCGGCACAGAGUCAGAAGGGAUUCUUAAGCUUAUUCGGCUUGCCAUUGUUCCAGGGCAUCGCCGACAUCAUGCCAUCCCUCUCCCCCGCUCUUCGAGAGUUGAAAAGCAACCAAACCCUAUGGAACCAAAGGAUCGACGAGGAGAAGCGGCGGCGAGAUGAUAACAGCAUGGAGCCGCCGCACUUUGGCUCCGUGACGAAAGAUCAGAUGGACAUCGCGCAGCUCGAACAACAAAAGUCGGCACCCAGCGCGUUGCCCGCAGAGGCGAUCCAAGCGCUUUCGGGGACGUCAAAGGGCUCGUCGAUUGCGAGUUCGGAGCCUUCGAAACGCACGAUUGGUGAGAGAAGAAACCAGGCCCUCCCCCGACACCUGAGCCAGGAAAAACGUGCUUCUGCUCCCAUACUCGGAUCAAUCCUCCCUCCUGGCAUAUCUUCGAGGCGUUCGAGCAAGGACGUAGCCCUUGACUCAUUGCAUCUACAACAAAGCAUCGCCUCAAGCCACGACAGAUCCGAUCCUGGGUCCCGACGAGGAUCCGCCGACGCGGGAUUGCAAGUUCAGCAGAGCUAUCCUGGAUCCAGAAGAGGCAGCAAGGAUGAGAGCCUGACGACGAUUCUUGUGACGAGCGGCUCUCCGAAUCGACGAAAUUCUCCUUCGGCACCUGGCAUGCGACUCUCACCUCCCAAGUCGUCGAGGAAACAAGCGGCCGCUCGCUCCUCUCCACGACUACUCCAAUCUCCUUCCACUCCCGCCCCUGAGGAUGGCAUUCUCGUUCCCGCACUGGGUAGUAUUCCCUCGACCGAGGAUCCUUUCAUCAUGCCAGGCUCGUGGGGAAAUGAUCUCGACGGGACACAUCGCGCUUCAGUACAAGAUGGUAUGCACCGAGAUUCCCUUCCCGAUCCGUCCACUUCAACAGAAGGCGAAGGCCUCCCCAGCUCACCUCCGCCUCCGCCGCAUUUCAACGUCGCGAAGAGCGAGAGCUCGCGGGCUUCGACGAGGGAAGUUGGCGAAGAGGGGCCGUUAGGAGAGACGGGGACAGAUGGCCUGAGAGGCAGGGGUUUGCGGGCUUCGAGGAGCCGGUCAAGGCUGCGAGCGUUGAAGUUCUGGAGGCGAUCUGGUGGUCGUGAUCAGAGAAGGGAUGUGGCUGGAGAGGACGCUGCCAUCGGUUGAUGGAUUAUCCUCCUGCUUUCAGAGUGUUGUCGUGCGCGUACUUGGUGGUGCUGCCUCGGGGUGGCCCGACCUGUACGUUCUCGCUUCCUCUCCGCUCUGUGCGUGAUUCAGCGGUAUGACUUCAUUGCGGCGGUUGAUGUUUACACGAUGGUGGCAUGACUAUAGGACGGGUUAGCAUGAGAUGGCUUAGCAUGAAACGGACGAUUGUAACCAUUGAUUGUGAAUUUCUUCAAUCUUCUGCUGUCGAUCGAUGUGUUACAGCAUUAUUGGACGGCGUGUUGAGUCAAAGAGGGCAUCAGAGAACGAGCACGACUGCCAGGGUGAGAGAUCGAUUCAAUUAACAAUACAAUCGACGCCGUCUAUAUUUCAU